Molecule: messenger RNA, 2753 nt
Organism: Amoebophrya sp. A25
Lineage: Eukaryota; Dinophyceae; Syndiniales; Amoebophryaceae
Source: the annotation of a GenBank genome assembly
UUCUACUACCUAGGUGUAGUGAUGUAAUUAUAUAUAUAAUUGUCUAUGCUCCUUGAGCUUGAGCAGCGUGUUCUAUCUUCAUACAUUAUAAAAGAUCGCUGUAUUGUCAGUCUAUUUUUUUUGAUGAAUGUCGUCCUAAAAAUGGCUUCUGCAGAUUCGUAUCGAAUGCGCGGGAUGAAGAUGCUGCGUGGUUGCGGGCGUCGAUAUCGAUUUUAUGGAAGAAGUAGUAGUUGAUCGAUUAAAGAAAUCCUUGCUCGUCGCUGUUUCCUCGUAGAAAAAACAUGAUUUUCAAAAUGACUGCAAUGUAACACAGAAAACUCAACUCCAACUUGUAUCAUAAGCCCACAUCUGUUUAUGUUUUCUUCAUUUUGUCAUGCCCCGCGGUUUUUUUUAUGCAGUCCGCCUCUGCCUGGGAGCCAGUUGCAUUUACGCAACUUUCCUACCAGCAACAAAUCGAGAACGCGAAACGAUGCAACAACCGCAACCAUCGUCGUCGGACGACCAGCUCGAUGAAGCGGCUCGGGCCAAGAAUCUUCAGAUGCUUCGCGCUUACUUAGAAGGUCCAGAUUCUUCUGAUUCUUCUGAAGCCUGGGACGGGAGUGGCAUGGUCAAAUGUAGUUCCGAAGCAGCUACUACGAGUCCAGGUGCGUCUUCGCCGGUGCCGAGGCACGGAGUAAGAAAUAGCCCCCGGCGUCGUCGAUCCCCAUUUGGUGGACAAUACAGUUCUCUCUAUUCCUCCUCGACACUGGAGGACGAAGAAGAUACAAGAGCACGGAACGCUCUUUUGCCAUUCCUUGAACAAGACGAUGGUAGUGCAAGUAGCGCAUCAUCUAGUCGUCCAGCACUUCUUGCUCCUGCUGUUGUAGAGACAGCACGUUCUCCUUCUGUUGUGGAUGAGAGUACCUACAGGUAUUCUCGUCUCAACAACUGUUCCUCGGAUGACGAAGUCGACGUGCCUAUGCCACCGGCAACGACUUUUUGGGCGUCCUCUCGCUUCGACUACAGCGCGAAUGGUUCACUAACUACAGACGAUUAAGGCUGUCCUCGUUGAAUCAUAUCUACAUCUUUGGCUCUUCUCAUUUGCUGCAAUGCAGAGAAUUGUAAUUGUAUUGCGCUAGAAUACAAUUGCUAAAAAGAUGCAGGAGGAGGAGCAGGCCAACGAUGAAUAUCUAUUUGUUCUAUGAAUUUUAGAUUUUAGCCCUAAGAAAAUACUUCCAGCGCCGCGAGACAUUUUCACUUCCCGGAACAGAAUCGUCCGUGCAAACGGCGACGAGUAGACCUCUUGGCUCCCAGUGGAUAUGGGACUACAGCAGUUCCCUGUCCUUUUCGAUCGAGGCCAAACCUUCAUGAUUGGCACCGUGGUUCUCUGGACCUGCGUUUGCCAUCGACAAGAUCGUCUCGGGCACCGAUAGACGGUGAGGAGCUUGGCCGUGGGUGCCGGUGGUGUACGAACGAGGAUACUGGGGCUAGAAGCUCGCUUUUUGUUGCGAUGAGGACAAGAAAUGCAACAACAUUUUCAGGGGCUAGCUCAUCUUCUAGUGCAGCUGCAAUUUCGAGCGAGGAAGGAAGUAGUAGUAGAGUGCGCGAAGAUCACUCUCAGGUUGCUGUUGAAGGUGUGAAUCCGGUAGUCUUAGAAUCGUCAGUGUUGUCACAAGGACCAGGUGCAGCAUGGCGUGGAUUAUUGCGGGAGUUUGGAGGGGACGCCGUGACGACAGGGCUCUCGGAAUCCAUGCUGAUUCCUAGAAGAGAACAAAUUGAACAUAUUGAUGAAGGAAAGAGCAAAACCACUAGCACAGAGGAAGGUAACCACGUGAACGGGGCCGCCGCAUUCACAACCGGUAACGAGGCCGAUACCCUAAUGCAGUCGUCUUCAACAAGCAGCCACAGCCAUGGUAGUCGUGAGGCAACAGCAAGGCCAGGUGCGGUUGAAGACAGAGACCCACGUGCACAUCCAUUGCUUGCAGAAAUGUGGAGUGAGGAGGUGAACCCAAGUUUCGCAGUGGCAGACCCAGAUGAUCCCGACAACGGAAACUACAGCAUUGACGAGAUGCUGCAUCGACCCAACGGAGUAGAUGAAGUAGAGCCUUCGCGGGCGCGAGCGAGCUCCACAUCUCACGCGUGUUCCGACUCCGAGCCGUGCCAUCUCAGGACAGGCGCAUCACCCACCACUGACGAGGACGAUGAGCCUCCCACAAAUGUUGAAGACGAAAUGAUGACGGAUUCCGACCCGGACGAAGUUCUAGAACCUCUGGCAGAAGGAGGCGACAGUGUCAGUACAUGCGAGCCUCUUGAGGACGAACACUAAAAAUAUCCUAGGCCUUUUGAUCUUCAACUUCGUCAAGCUCAAAUAGUAGGAGCGUUUUUCAUUUUGCCAUUGCCACUGCUAGAACCUGACGGACGAGACGGAACCGCCAUCCCGCAGAUAGUGUCGCCUCCUCAAACUUCAUGAUUUGUUGCUUGGCGAGACAUGCUUACUAGAUGAGUACAAGUCGAGGACAUAAUUCAAUUGUUGUAACUAGAACUACACACUCCUUUCUACAACGAACAAAAAUGACCAAAAUUGAAGAUGUACAACUACAGUAUAGCCAGGAUAAGAAGGAUCUCCUCAAAAAGAUACAAAGUCACUUUUUUUGAUUUUUUAAGGCGUUAAAGUAGCUACUUCACUAGGUAGUUUGAAUAGAUAGGUUGGCAGUGGCAGUCUAGUAGGCUGCCGUCUGGGCGGAUGUUGCCAACGGGCUCACGAGUGCAGCACG